Messenger RNA from Vavraia culicis subsp. floridensis, 922 nucleotides. RefSeq lists its product as uncharacterized. The record is from RefSeq and is a predicted model, not a curated record. NCBI's taxonomy places the organism in Eukaryota, Fungi, Microsporidia, Pleistophoridae. The coding region runs from base 8 to 922 and encodes 304 amino acids. The transcript has a single exon.
GGUAACAAUGGAAUCGAAAAAAAUCAACAAAACGAUAAAAUUACUCAAAAAAUGCUACAACCAACCAAUAAUAUUUCAAAUAUUGCACAACCAUCUCUCCUUCCUUGUACAAGACGAGUACAAAUUUCCGUUUCAUCUCUAUCCCGAUAUGUUUUCGAAAAUACUGAUUGCAUCGACAAGCUCACAAGCGUAUAUAAAUUUGGACAGCAAAAUUUUGGUUUUCUUGAAGGAAUGCAGGGAAAGUGCAAAGUACUCGCUGAUUAUCAGAUACAAAAUGAAAAUUAUCCUUUAUUAUCUGAUAAACCAACCUUACGAUAUGUUCAACAAAUUCAUUUGCUUUGAAAUUAUCAAUAAUUAUUGUAAAGUACCGGAGUUGGAAUGUUUGAUCGCUGAUUAUAUCAGAAAAUAUGCGUUGGCCAACUUUUUUGAAGUAAAACUGAAGAAGCCGAUGCCUGCUGAAUAUUUAGACUUGUAUUUACGAAAGAGUGUGAGCGACAACAUUAAUUUAAGAAUGAAACUUCUGCCUUUGUGUGCAGUGCAUGCUCACAAAGGGAUCAGUUUAAACGAUUUUAACUUUGAUUACAACGUGCAGAGUACCGUUUUACUGGAGGCGCUGACCUUUUACGCUAAGUUUACAGAGAAGGUUCUCGAUAUAAAACACAUCUUGCCCUCGAACGAUAAUUUCGUUCUUUUUUUCAAAAUAUUUUUGAACAGAGAAAGAACACAGGGCAGAAACGCUGAAAACCAGAAUAGUACGGUGUUUAAGGAAUUGGAUUAUCGCAAAUUAAUGAUUCGUGAUAAUUUGUUAUUCAAAUCUUUAAAAGAAGAAUUUUUAUUAACUGAAGAUAAGAAGAAAUAUUUGUGCGAGCUUAAGAAGGUGGUCAUUGAGUUAGAAAAAACGUGCAAAGGAUUUAGCACCUGA